GAUGGUGGCAGCACACCCCUCAGCCUCGCUGUUACUAAGAGUCCAGUCCUGGCUAAGAUGCUUGUCGAAAACGGUACGGAAACCGACAAUAUUCAACCAAGUGCGUGGUUCCAUGGGAACAAGGACAGCAUGGAUAGUAUCAUUUGCGUGUCUAAACAAGGUGCAACACAGCGUUUGCAAUACAUGACUAGGGACAAGUUUAUGCAAGAGCUUGCAAAGCCUCUUGCUUCUGACCACCCAAGAAUGCGUCUUUUUUUAUGCAAAGAUUCGCCACCACCGUGGGAGCAUGGAAGUUUACUUGGAUUUAAUAAAUCCCCAGCCGACGUUAACCUUCGCAUGGAUAUGCGACUCUAUAGCGAUCCUAACAGUUAUCAUAAGAGUCUUCAUUUCCUUUUGGAAACUUCAUUUCCUGGUAGCUUCAACCCGUGGUACUUGAAGAAAGCAGAAGACAUAGAUUCGGGGGCAACCACCAUUUCAUGUCUCGCAAUACAACAUUCGAAAUCGAGCCCGGGGCCAGGAUCUCAAUCGGCCGAUUUUCUUAGCACACUACAGAACAGCAAGAUUCCUGAUGAUGGUGCCGAAUUCCUUAUUCAGUUCUUGAACGCAGUUGAGACAAGAUGGAGUAGGCUUUUGAGAAGAGCUGAAAAACAUAUACGCGAACGGAUUCGACUCGACAAGGAAGCGCCCAGCCUCAAGCACUACCAACAAUCGAACAAAACUACCUCGAGCAAAGACUUUAUAGACGAGCUUCAGAGCGACGUCUCAAAUUUAUACCAGCUUCGUGACAUUAUAGAGGAUCAUGUCAAUAAAGCUCGUAGGUUUGUUGAGAAAUACUGCUUUCCAUACAACGAAGGCAAGGGUAAACAGCUAGCCUGGGAUACAAUCGACCAGUUAGAGUUGCGAGUAAACACUAGAAUUAACAGGUUUGAGCAAAUACUGAGAGAUACAUUGCAAUUUGAAUUUACGCGAAUGUCCAUGGCAGAAGCACGCCGAUCCACUGCUCUUGCGACUAGCAUGAGACGUCUUACCUGGAUGACUUUUAUCUUUCUUCCAGUGAUGUUGGCUUCCAGCCUAUUCGGGAUGAACGUCGAUGUUUUGAAAGAUAACCCUGAUUGGAGGUGGUUCAUUCCCACUGCGGGGGCGACAAUAACCCUAACUAUUUGUGGUUGGCUUAUCUUUGAGUACAUGCCAGCUCUUGGAUAUUGGAUUGAAAGAGGCAAGGGAAGGGAAGGUUAAAACGUUAAGUCUA
This is a messenger RNA of Fusarium oxysporum Fo47, 1249 nucleotides long. RefSeq lists its product as uncharacterized. Gene Ontology annotation, cellular component: membrane. Lineage: Eukaryota; Fungi; Ascomycota; Sordariomycetes; Hypocreales; Nectriaceae. Gene Ontology annotation, molecular function: metal ion transmembrane transporter activity. The record is from RefSeq and is a predicted model, not a curated record. Bases 58 to 1236 code for a protein of 392 amino acids. The transcript has 7 exons. Gene Ontology annotation, biological process: metal ion transport; transmembrane transport.